This is a messenger RNA of Amblyraja radiata (thorny skate), 1746 nucleotides long. RefSeq names its product protein PML-like. The transcript has 7 exons. Gene Ontology annotation, biological process: innate immune response; suppression of viral release by host; intrinsic apoptotic signaling pathway in response to DNA damage. Bases 129 to 1604 code for a protein of 491 amino acids. Lineage: Eukaryota; Metazoa; Chordata; Chondrichthyes; Rajiformes; Rajidae. Gene Ontology annotation, molecular function: zinc ion binding. Gene Ontology annotation, cellular component: nucleoplasm. The record is from RefSeq and is a predicted model, not a curated record.
CAGGCAGCUCAGACGACCGUUCGCCGCUGCCACCGUCCGGCUCUUUCCUCGCCCCCGUCUCUCCGGGCCAGGUCGGAGGCUCAGACCCGAGCCCGGCGCAGAGAAGCAGAGUCAAGGACUUGGAGGUCAUGGAGGCCCAGCUGGCAACAGGGCUCGAGGAAUAUUUUCAGUGCGGGCUCUGCAACAAGCCGGCAACAAGUCCAAAGCUCCUCGAGUGCCUUCAUACCUUUUGUGCAGGUUGUCUGGAGCGCGAAUCCAAUGGGAGCGAUGUCACCUGUCCCAUCUGCGAAAUGGUGACCAAGAAAGGUCUCUCUUCCCUGCCAGACAAUAUAUUUGUGUCAAACUUGCAGAACAGUGUGAGAAAGCAGCAGCAAAUCCUGGAAAGUGCAGAACAGCGCUGUGCCACCUGUGAGGAGAAUACGUCUGCAGAGUUUGUGUGCCUGGAGUGUGACAAGGUGCUGUGUAACAAGUGCUUCCACACUCAUCAGGUGUUGAUGCCAGAUCACAAGAAGCACGUGGAGACCUUGGGCACUUUGCGAAAGUUGAAUUCAGAUGAGUUCUUGAAGAUUCUAAGAAGAUCAAAGGAUCUCCUCUGCAGCUCACAUGAAAAUCAGACAAUUAGUCUGUACUGUAGAACCUGCUCGAUGUGGCUCUGUGUCCUGUGCGUUCUUCUGGAACACAAAGACCACGAUUGCACCCCUGUGCGAAAACAGAUCAACCUUUUGAAGAGCGAGCUGCAGGAAACGCUGGCAGCAAUAGUCACAAAGCAAGAAGAGUUUGUUGAAUCACAGAGCCAACUGGAACUGCUCGUGGAUCAUGUGAACAAGGACAAGUACAAGCUGACAGAUCUGAUCGAAGACCGGGUUCAGGCUGCCCUGCAGAAGGUGAAGGUGGAGGAGCGCAGGCUGAUCAAUGAGCUGCAGGAGCUUCACUCCUCUAAAACCCACAAGCUGCAGGUGAGUCUGAACAGCAUGGAGAACGUGUUGAAGAGAAUGGGGGUGAGCAAAAACGUGGUGUCCCAGCUGUUGCGCUAUGCCACAGAGCAGGAAAUCAUGAAGCUGCAUGGAACAAUCAAGUCAGCUCUCGCAGAACUACGGAAAGAAAAGCCAAUGGAUGUGCAUGUGGACAACACCAUUAUCAACUUUCAGGAAUGCUGCAAGUUUCCAGAGAAAAUGCUGGGCAAUUUGAUGAUCACGAGAUUGAAACAAGAGUCCACUUUGGAUGGGAAGUUAUCGCUGCCUGGAUGCAGAAUUGCUGUUCAUUGCAACAAGGAAGUGGGCGAAUCUUCGAUGUGUAACUUCAACAAAAGGAAAUGUUAUGCAGCUGAGGAAGCACAAACCUCCAAAAAACUGUGCGUGAAAGAAGAGCCAAGCAGCUGCACUGAGGACGAUUCCACCGCUGGCCCAAGCAGCCACCAGCAGAGCCGCACACCCUCCAUAGAGUGUGUCACUCUUAUCACCGACUCCAACAGACAGGAACAGGUGCCCAAGUUUAUGGACACUGUAGUCAUUGUUAGAGAAGGUGGAGCUGAAGAUGCAAUUAAGAGAGAGUCUGGAGCUGAGAUGCCAAGUGGUGGACAGGAUGGCCCUCAGCAGAGCACAUAGGAGACCCUGGUGUUCUUUGACUUGGAAACCACAGGCCCAGAAAACAAUUGUGACAUUGUGCAGUUGUCGGCAGUGAGUGGCGGGAAGAUCUUUAACAAGUACAUCUUGCCUAGUAAGCCCAUCUCGGAAGGUGCAUUUGCCA